Histoplasma mississippiense is the source of this 1350-nucleotide messenger RNA. RefSeq lists its product with no specific name. The coding region runs from base 1 to 1350 and encodes 449 amino acids. The record is from RefSeq and is a predicted model, not a curated record. NCBI's taxonomy places the organism in Eukaryota, Fungi, Ascomycota, Eurotiomycetes, Onygenales, Ajellomycetaceae. The transcript is spliced from 7 exons. Gene Ontology annotation, biological process: nuclear-transcribed mRNA poly(A) tail shortening; regulation of DNA-templated transcription. Gene Ontology annotation, cellular component: P-body; CCR4-NOT core complex.
AUGGGGGGUGCUCCCGGGUUACAAAGUAGCCAGCAAAGGACUGUGAAUACCAUGAACAGCUUUGCACAAGGCAUAAGUGGAUCUCAACCAGCAACACCAUUAGACCUCUCCGAAUUCCCCUCCCUCUCCAGUGUCCCGCAACAAUCUCAAUCUUCAGCUUCUGGGCAAGCUACUUGGGCCAACGCUAGCCAGCGAGUAAAUCAACAAAGUGCCAUCCAAAGACAGUCGCAAACACCUACAACCCAGCCGCCAUCUCGAGUUUCGCAAACCCAACCGCAGUCACAAUCACAUGCUUCUCACGAAGACCUUUUUCCCUCCGCAGCACAAUUCGCAGCACAGCUAGAUGACUUCAGGAAUGGAGGCCAAGGCAUAAGUGGUCAGCUUUCAAGCACUCAACCUCAAACAGGAAAUAUUGACGAGUUCCCACCAUUAGGGAGAAAUGCGCCAGCGGACAUUGGCCAGGAAAGACGAGCAAGCCUUCUUCAGUCCGGAGCCUUUGGUAACUACGGAGGCGGGAUGGCCUUUCCUAACCUCAACCAGAGCCAUUCUGGCCAGGCUCGUACCUUACCCGGAAAUAUGGUUAAUGGACAGCAAGAUAGCAGGAUCAUAUCUCCAGGCGCAGGCGGGUCAGAUGAUCUCCUAUGGGUCAAGUACAGAAUGGCAGACUUUCCCAGGAGAAAGAGCGAUCUAUUCGGCCAGAGGCAUACUCAGACCAACAAAGCCAGUCGGUCAUACAACCGCCACCCCAAAGUCAUCAACCAAAAUCCAGUAGCUUUGGGGCCGACGGUCAAGAACAAUCACUACAAGGACAAUCCUCUGAGCAAAGCCCACUCAGCCAGAUGCCCGAUCGCGAUAGCUGUCGGACAAGAUUUGAUGACUCUUGGCCUGGAUCUAAAUCAUCCAGAACCGCUUCAUCCAUCUUUUGCUUCUCCGUUUAUUUCGUCAAAUUCGGCUGUACCACUCCAAGUGGAUUACACCUUACCAGGCUGCUAUAAUGUUGCCAAUGUCCAACCGCUGCAAACCCGUAUCCCUAGCUUUAGCGACGAAACGCUUUUCUAUAUAUUCUAUAGCAUGCCCAGGGAUAUCAUGCAGGAGCUUGUUGCAGAAGAACUCAUGGGCCGGAAAUGGAGAUACCACAAAGUGGAGCGCGCAUGGUUGACUAGAGAUGACGCAUACCCAAGUCCUGUUGAGGUUGAGCGAGGGCUCAGUGAGCGUGGCUUCUAUCUCUGGUGGGAUCCUUCGUCCUGGAAGAAAGUCAGGCGUGAAUUCAUUCUCCGAUACGCAGAUUUGGACAACCACCUCGAAAGAAGAGGUUUCGUUCAAGGGGUUACUUUCCCUCAAAAUGUUUGA